This is a messenger RNA of Morchella importuna, 1398 nucleotides long. RefSeq lists its product as uncharacterized. Gene Ontology annotation, molecular function: structural constituent of ribosome. The record is from RefSeq and is a predicted model, not a curated record. Lineage: Eukaryota; Fungi; Ascomycota; Pezizomycetes; Pezizales; Morchellaceae. Gene Ontology annotation, cellular component: ribosome; small ribosomal subunit; mitochondrion. The coding region runs from base 1 to 1398 and encodes 465 amino acids. Gene Ontology annotation, biological process: translation. The transcript has 4 exons.
AUGUUUGCUUGUCGCUCGCGGUCUGGCCUGGCACGGCUUCAGGUCCUCCACAGGGUUCCGGUACUAUCCCGAACGAAAUUUUCUACCAUAGCUCCUCUGCGACAGGCAGCUGCUCCCGCCGAAGAUGCCGCCUCCCCCGAAGUCCCCGCAGGCACCCGCCUCCCGCUCUCCCUCCAAGCUAUCUACUAUGAACCAUUCCGCCGGCAACCCACAAUGGGGCUCCCUGUCUGCGACCUCCAGCUACGUUCCUACUCCGUGCGAAAUCUAGAGUUUAUGUGCGACUUUGCCCUCCGCGCUGCCUACUACUGCCAUCUCCCCGCCUCGGGCCCCGUGCCAUUGCCGAGAAAGACGGAAAGGUGGACUGUUCCAAGAGGACAUUUCGUACACAAGAAAAGUCAGGAGAACUACGAGAGAGUUACAUAUAAGAGGUUGAUUCAGAUCAAGGAUGGCCACCCCGAGACAGUGGAGUUGUGGCUGGCGUUCCUCAGGAAGCACCAGUACUAUGGUGUGGGUAUGAAGGCAAAUAUGUACGGUUUUGAUGAGCUCGGUGUGGGUAAACGUAUGGGUGUGUCCCUUGAGACCAUCAAGGACGUUGCCCGCCCCAAGUGGUCACACUUCGGAUCCCGUAAGAGUUUCGAGACCGCUGAGAAGGCAAGGCAGUUGCUUGAAAGCCCAGAGUAUAAAUCUCUAUCACAUGAGGAUGCUUUGAAAGAGUUUACCGAGGAAGAGCAUAUCCAGAAAGCAGCAAAGAGCAUUCUAGAAGAUCCAAGAUACCAUAAGCACGUAGAGGAAACAAAGAAGGAAGCGCCACAGGAAGAGAAGGUAGUAGAGCAAGUUGUGAUGGACAAGAUCAUGACUGAGGAGGAGCAGGUUCAGGCCCAGGCAGUUGAGGAAUCUUUAGAGAAGGCAGAGGAGUUUGCGGAGGUAUCACCAAAGGUUGAUGGCUUAGCACAGGCAGAGGGGAUAUCAAAGAUCGAAGUCGAAGAAGUUCCGCAGGUUUUGGAAACUCUAAGGGAGGAGGAGGCGCCGUUCAAGGUGGAAGAGACUCUCAAGGUGGAGGCAGCUGUAGUUGCUGCAAAGCCAAUUCCUACAGAGACUCCCGAACCCGCCCCAGAAGUCAAGGCAGCACCUCCAGUCGAGGAAGCCCCCGUAGCCGCCUCAGUCCCAGAGGUAGAACCCGUUGAAUCUAUCCUCAAGGCCACCGCAGAGGAACCAGUAGAGGCACAAGCUGCACCAAUCACACCCACUGCAACCGCCGAGGUACAAGCUAUGGAACCCACACCCAUCGAUCCUACGCCCAAGGUAGAAGAGGAGGCACUUAUACCCAUCCUCGAGACCAAGGCCGAAGCGCCCGUAGAAGCAGUGCCCUCCACCCUGAACCAACACCAGAGCCCGUGA